Tribolium madens (black flour beetle) is the source of this 6086-nucleotide messenger RNA. It is a transcript of the gene Patronin, whose product is annotated as patronin. Gene Ontology annotation, cellular component: microtubule minus-end. The transcript is spliced from 19 exons. Gene Ontology annotation, biological process: neuron projection development; negative regulation of microtubule depolymerization; cytoplasmic microtubule organization. Gene Ontology annotation, molecular function: spectrin binding; calmodulin binding; microtubule minus-end binding. The coding region runs from base 246 to 5204 and encodes 1652 amino acids. The record is from RefSeq and is a predicted model, not a curated record. NCBI's taxonomy places the organism in Eukaryota, Metazoa, Arthropoda, Insecta, Coleoptera, Tenebrionidae.
AGUGUAACGUAGGUUUUCGUUAUGUCAGUGCAAAGACAGUUGUAAAAUAGUGAAUAAAAGUGUAAUUACGUGUAAUAAAUAUCGAAAAAUGAGUGAUAGCACUUUGUAAAUAAUCAGUAGUUUUAAGUUUUCGCGUCGACCGGUCCGGCAUUAGUGCAAAACCGUGUCAGAGUCGUCUCGUAGCUGCGUAGGCUGGGCGAUGACAUUGGCGAUCAAAGUAAUAUUUCUGUGCGAAUUUACCGUGGAUGUGGAGUGUAAUAUCGAAGAUUUUCACGAAAAACUCUAACAACGACGGCGGCGGAGACCUAGUGGUCGCCCACGGCGGCACCUCGCAGCCCCAAGACAUGGACGACACCAAACAGGCCAAGCAGCGGGCGUCGGUGAAAUGGCUGCUUUCGAAGGCCUUCAACAACAAAGUGCCCGAGAAUCUGCGCGAGCCUUUUUACAGGGAUCACGAGAAUCAGGAACGUUUGAAGCCUCAAAUCGUGAGAAUUCUUGCAAACGCCGAAAUCUACUGCAUGGCUUUGGGAAACAUCUACUCGGAUCCGAAUUAUCACAAUUUGAAUCAUUCGGCGAUUCUACAGACGUUGGCCAAGAAAGGGGUUUACGUGUCGGAACCGGCCGAUGCACAAUUAACUGAAACCACCCUCAUACAGACGAAUCCGCUUCGGAUGAGCGCUCAUAUGGCCGUCAUCGAGUCCAUAAUGGUUCUCUAUGCCCGGGAAGUCAUCACCUCGGAUAGGGUUUUCGCGGCCGUUCAACGUUUUAACGACGGAAGACAACUCCAGGUCCCUGAGAAUCACGAACAGGCCGUUUUCGUAUGGAUGUCGCACGCAUGCGACGCUCUUAGAAAAAGGAUCGAACAGGAAACGGAGACGGGGAUGACGAAUGGUGGAGGAUCGGGUGAUAGAAUGAAACCUCCCGACUUGCCCACCGUCCACGAUCUUAAAGAUCUCACAGAUGGCGUUGCGUUAGCUGCACUUAUAUCCUACUAUUGUCCCGAUGAAUUGCCCUGGACGGAUUUGAAAAUCUCCUACGUGCGAAACGUACAAGAUAGCUUGUAUAAUAUCAGUUUAGUGCAGGAUUUUUGCAACAGGUGUCUCCCGGUAUCCAUUUUUCAUAUACAACCAGAGGAUUUUACAUACAUGCGAGAUUCCAUGAGGUAUAAUCUGAUCGUGUUCCUUGCUGAUCUCUUCAACGUGAUUGAAAUCCAUCCCGCCAAGUGCGUGAGAUAUCCAGGAAUGGAUAAAUUUAAUGAGGGUUUUCCCCCACGCAAUGAGCACGGGGUGGCGCAUAAGCGAAACCUACUGCAGACGGUGAUGACACCCAUCCCGGAUCUGCGCAGCGGACUCGAUGAUCCUGCUGCGUCCGCAGCCUUCCAAGUGACGAGAUCAACGCCAACCCACGUGCCACUUCGUAAAACCAAUUCCUUGCAACAGAGCGUCUCGGAAAUGAGCGAAGACAGUCUUCGACGCGGUUCGGAAGAGUCUUUUGUCGUUCAUCGUGGAAAGAACAUCCCGACAUUGCGUUCGGUUGUUCAAGACGAGCCUUUGAUCCCCGGAAGACUAAAAGUCAACAAAGAGAAACAAAACAACGAUAGUAAAGCCGACGAAAGGGGCGAAGUCGCCGCUGGAAAACCAAGCAAUUGGGAGGAGCAUCGCAAGAGUAGUUUCGCCGGUCGCCGAUCACGGAGGAACUCCACUAGCGAUGACUCGCAACUCACCAUUGAGAAUUUCGGCGGAAGUCAGGAUAAUCUCAAUUUCAUUGGACGAAAUCCAGAUAAAGAAAUGGGUGUGCAUACGGGACGCAAAAUCUCGGCCCCUUCAUUCCCGAUUGAGAACCCGGCGGUGCGUUCCUCCCUACAAGACGCUCGAGGUUCCAUCCAAUUAGGUUACGACAACGGCUGUGAAAAACGCGACGAUGAAACGGAAAAAUUCAAACUGAAACGUCAACUCAGUAGCGAUGACAUCUCUCAGAAAUUUAUCAAGGAUGUUGUGGACGCUGAUCUGACCAAUCGGAUGAGUUUCGCUGAGGUGAAUAAACAGCGACCAAUAGGCGCCAUCCAAUUGGUCUACAUGCAACACGACAAGGAGGAUUUUGCGCCGAAGAAGACACCAAACACCACCACCAAUGGCGCUCCUGAGAAAAAAACCUCAUUUGCGACGUUGCCCAACACGACCACGUGGCAACAACAGAGUAGUAAUAAUCAACAAUUGGGUGAUAGUAAUGGCGAAAGUGAGUUGGGUCAUGUGACAGUGAAUGCGGCUCAAUUGAACGAUGUGAGAUUGAAGUUGGAGGAGAAGAGAAGAUUGAUUGAAACGGAGAAAAGGAGAGUUGAGUUGGCGAUGAACAAGCAAAGACAGAAAGUGGGAAAAGCGGCGUUUCUUCAAGCAGUGGCUCGGGGCAGAGGUAAUUUGCUAAAAACACCGACUGACGCUGAGUCUAAUUCAAACUCAGCGACGGGCUCUGAAUCUCAAAGUCCUUCCUCCGAAUCCGCUCCUACAAAACCUCAGAGGCCGUUUACGUUACAGGAAAUCCAAGACGAUGCCACUGCCGUCGAACACAAAUGGCUUGACGAAACGCAACCAUUUUUGGAAACUCGACGAACACCGGAUCUUGAAAAUAUGGAUCUGGAACAGUAUCAACAAUCCAUAGCUCAAAUGAAUUCUAGUCUCGGCGAUAUUCAAUCCGACAUUCAAAGGCUGACUUCCCAACAGAACCAGAUUCAGGCUGCCCAACAGCAGAGUCUCAUCGUACAGCAACAGAAACAGAUCCAACAGCUUCAACAGCAGCAAUAUCAAAGCAUGCAACAACAGCAAUACGUCUACAGUCCACAGAUUUACCAACAACAGUUUGCGCCGCCUCUUCAAUCGUCAGCAAGCGCCCCCCACAUACCCCAAUCUCUCUACCAGCAAUCACAGCCGCAGUUCUUCCUCCACGAUCAAACUCCGCCCCCUGUACCACAAAGAAGGACGUGGGCUCAGCAACCGCAAGAUUUACACCAAACGGAAUUGAGAACGUGGAAUAAGAUGGGUGGUGGGGGGUUUGUGUUGCACGACAAUAGCAAAUACCAAUCCGAGUACCGAUAUAUUGAUAGUCCAAAGUAUCAAAACGGCAACGAUGAGCAUAAUCUCCAUCAUUCGAAUAGCUUCACACUUAGUCAACAACAUCACCAAGCUUAUGGAACUUCACAUAGUACUCCUUCGGCUUCGCCUCAACAUCGAAACAUUCAUCGGCAAAUCUCGCAACUAAUGGACGAAAGUAAACGAUCACCGGUGAGUCUACAACAGAUUGAUCGGAAAUCUAGUGGCGUUACACAUGCACCUAUUCCUGCGCCCUCUGCCGAUGAUAUGGAACCCCAAAAUAUUUCAUUUAUUGGAAAUUCAGAUGAUCAACUCACUGAGGGUUUAAGUAGGUUGAAUAUUACUUCAGGGAGUAGGACGUAUAGAAUACCGUCACCGACGAGGCCACUUAUCACUAGAAAUUCCUUCCAACCGUCACCACCACCUGAAAAAGAACCACCAUUGGCCGAAAUCAGUAGUUUAGAUAGGGAUCCAACAAGUCAGAAAGGUUUUUAUAUACAGUUUGAUAACGAUCAGCCAAAAAGGCCGAAACCGCCCUUAAGAACGAAAAGAAUGUCGCCGAAAAAAGAAAGGAGUUAUGUGGAAACAGUGGAGGAGAAUGAACAGGAUACGAGAGCGGAGGAGGAAAGAGCAAAGAAGGAAGAAGAGGAUAAGAGGAGGCAAAUGUUGAUUGAACAAGAAAGGGAGAAGUUAAAGGCCAGACGUGAAGCUAGUCAAGAAAGUAAAAAAGUCGCGGCCGCGUCAGCGAUUAUCAUUGAAAAUGAUAAAGGCAAUCCGGACCCGGACGCCGCCGAGCGCAUGAAACAGCGCAUAAUGCAGGCCUCGAUGCAGCGCAAAUUGGAACUGGACGAAGCCCGAGCCCGGAAAGAGGCCGAGGCUCAAGCACGUCGCGAACGCGAAAAGGCCAAAGAAGAAGAACGCGCCCGGAAGAAGGAAGAACAAGCCCAAAGACGAGCCGCCAUAUUAGAACAGUAUAAAUUGAAGAAAGCAAUGGAAGAAGCCGAACGCGAAGGUAAAGUGUUUGAUAAGAGCGAGCUGAUGGGUUCGUUGAAACCGACACCCAAGAUGCGACCCAAGGCGGCGUCGAGACCCAGACCCAAGACGAUUCAUAUCGAUAGUGGGUCGGUGGAAAUGGCCGAAGGGAUGAUGCAGCCGAGUCGAGGGAAGAAAGGCUCCACUUCGAAUCUCACAGCUAAUUCAACGAUGAAACGUGAUUAUUAUCGCGGGUCGCAGGAUAGUUUGGCUGAUCGGAGCAUGAGCAGUGGCAUGCUUUACAGAGAUUCGCCCGACGACAGCCGGGGAGUGUCCCCCUGUCACAGCGCCAACCAGACCUUAGGUCGCCGAAGUUCAUACAAAACCAGCAGAGACCCCUCACCUGCCCAGGUCCGUGGCAGACCUAAGUAUUCCAAUUAUCAAAACUUUAAAGGGCGCAAGUCUAGCUCUAUGAUGAACUUGUACGGUUCUAGCACGGACCAGGACAGUUUAGCGUAUCGGUACGGCGAUACCGAUUCGGGUUUGGGUAGGGCUACGCCCCCACGACGUGCCCCCUCGCCAGGAAUGGGCAGUAUGAGGCAUUUGACGUCGCCGUCGGGGCCCGGCAGUCUGCCAGGACUGAUGUCGAAAGGCAGGAGAAUAUUCGAUGAUGGUUCGAGUGAUAUUAGUUCGACGCCGAGCAGUAUGAUGGAUUAUACAGGUCCACGAUUGUACAAACAGCCGGCGACGAAAUCGAAUCGUGGUAUAAUGUUGAAUGCGGUGGAGUAUUGCGUCUUCCCCGGCGUGGUGAACCGCGAAGCGAAGAAACGCGUCCUUGAGGAGAUCAAUCGAUCGGAAAGCAAGCAUUUUUUGAUACUUUUCAGGGACGCAGGCUGUCAAUUUCGAGCUCUCUAUUCGUAUUGUCCCGAUAGAGAGGAAGUGUUCAAGUUGUACGGGACGGGACCCAAGCAAGUCAACGACAGGAUGUUUGAUAAAUUCUUCAAGUACAACUCAGGAGGCAAAUGUUUUUCGCAAGUCCAUACGAAACAUUUGACGGUGACCAUAGAUGCUUUCACGAUUCAUAAUUCGCUUUGGCAAGGCAAAAAGGUUAAUUUACCUAAUAAGAAAGACAUGCCACUUGUCAUUUAAGUCUAGUUCGUUGUUAAUUAGUCAUCUAAUCAUUUAUUAAUUUUUUGUUAACGCUUUAUUAAAUGUUAUUAUUUUUUUUUAUGUCGGUUGGCUACACCAGAAGUGUAUUUUUAGUUCGAUGCAGCGUCUGAGAUAUUAGAUAAAUCACCUUUUUACCAACAUGAUGUAUUAUUGCAAUUUCUCUGUAUUUUUCUUUUUAAGUAUUAUGUGCCUUUUUUGUUUCAAGUCGGCUUUUUCUGUGCCAAUUUGUUGAAUACGACCGCUUUCAUUUCGUUCUAUUUGAAAGUACUAAAACGAGUCCAUGGAAACAACAAUAAAAUUUAUUAUUAGUGUCAUUCCAGUUGUAUUUAUAUUUAAAUAGAUUAGAUGAAAAAAUGCAGGGCUGUUUUUGGUGGACCAACAUUGGUUGUGUUGUCGAUGAUUUCUCACUAAAUUCUUAUUUUAAUAAAAUUCAUCAAUGGUUGAAUCAGUGUUGGAUUCCACCGCAUUUUUUAAGUCACUAAGAAGAAAACUCUUUGCUUGAAAUAUAUUUGUAAAUUGUUUGUUUGUAUGGAAAACACUAGCUUAGAUUUUGUUUUUUAUACAUAGUGUGUUGACUAUCGAUGGAAUCGAUCGUAAAUUUGAUUCAUAUUCAUAUUUUUCCUAUUGUGGAUAUUUCAGUGUAAUUCUUUCGCGUUUUAUAAAAGAAAACGAGACCUUUUUACUACCUAUUGCCUACGAAUUGCAUUAUGUUAUUUAAUAUGAUGUUACAACACUAAUAUUUCUUUCUGUAAAUAUUAUGUUUUUAUAAUAUACAAAUAUUUAUUAAUUUACACUUAUACGAGUAAAACACUCAAAUGUCAAAAAUAAAAAUGUAACAAUAACCCAAAUCGGGCUUUUAUU